Frankliniella occidentalis (western flower thrips) is the source of this 2110-nucleotide messenger RNA. RefSeq lists its product as uncharacterized. NCBI's taxonomy places the organism in Eukaryota, Metazoa, Arthropoda, Insecta, Thysanoptera, Thripidae. The transcript has 8 exons. The coding region runs from base 59 to 1867 and encodes 602 amino acids. The record is from RefSeq and is a predicted model, not a curated record.
ACCAUCAAAUGCUUGUGUGGACCGUGCGUGUGCGUACUCAGAGACUCAGAGUAACGCCAUGGAUGUUUCUGAUCUCCUAGUUGAAUGGGGCCACCCGGAGCUCGUGGAACCGUUCAGAGACCAACAAUUUGAUAUUGAAUCUCUCUUGGAGCUGGAUGAUUCAAGUUUGUCCAAGUACAUUCCUCUUCAUGGGCCAAGAGUCAAGUUAUUGAGCAAAAUACGUAAACUUAAAAAGUCUAUUGAGGGUACACCUGUUGAGGUGGUGGUUGUAGAGAGUGCAUCUGCAUUCACUGAUGAUGCACUGCCCGGCUCAUCGAACUCAGAAGGAUUCACUUAUAAUGCAGUGCCAGGCCCAUCGAAUUCAAAUAGUGAAUUAGGAUUCACUUGUGAUGCACUGCCAGGCCCAUCAAACUCAGAUGUUGCAUCUUUAAUGAUCACUGAGGGAGGCUCAGCAGUAUCAUCUUCCCCUGCACCCAAGAGAAGUUACGAAGAUCUAGUUUUGGCAGAGACUUUGGUUGCGAGCGCUCUAGAGACACUGGAUGUGAAAGCAGUGCUGGAAGGGGAUGCUCUCUGCAAACAUAUUUUGACUCAGCUUCAAAUAAAUGUGCAACCAAAGGGAGACUGGAGGAAAAGCAUUCUUGAUGUACUUGUCAGCCAAUGUCUCUUAAAACUUUCUUUAAACUUAACUUUGCCGCAACUUCGAGGAGUUGCUGAAAAACUUGUGGAAGUGCUACCUGGUGAACAGCUUUCAACAUACUAUCUAGGAGCGGAUCAUACACGGAGACUGGUGUCAGGAAAAUUGGUUGACAAGUACAACAACUUGAAAUCUAAAUUGAAGUAUAGUGGUAACAAGCGACACCGAUCAUCUGCCUCUACUAGCUCUGCUGACGAUACACCCCCACCUGCUAAGAGUUACUCAACAGAAGAAAGGCAGCAGAGCCUGGCAUGGUUGAGGUUCAACAGGACUCCUUGGCCAGAAGUUCAGCGUCACUGGGAUGUAGUUUAUCAGGAUAGAAUGAAACUCCUGUAUCCACGCACAAAAUCUAGGAAGGACAGCAACAUUCCAAAAUACUAUGUAGAAUAUCCAGUAUUAACUGACAAAGCAGGCUGGCAGUUGCUUGUGGCUGAUUUUGAGAAGAUAUAUCCCGACAAGACUGGGCUUCUGUUUGCUACUUGGCCUUGUAUUCAGAAGGCUCUGUUGUCAACUGCUAUUGAACAUGCCAAAGAUUCUUUUUCCACUACUUUAAUUUCUCAGCUGACAAACCCUUCACAUCGUGUUACAGAAAGCGUUGAGAUACUCCUACACUUAAUGCUGUUACCAUCUAUCUUCAAAACGAACACUAGUGUUGCUUACCCAGCAGACCCAUCAAAGCCACUUGGUGCGAAAAAGUUCUGGAAACCAACUUUGGCUGAGCAAAGAGAUGGCUUUAUAUUGCAUGUCAAGGUAACUUUCACAACUUACAGUCCGGUCAAUUUUUUUAUUCUGGGAUGUGUUAUCCUUAUUGGUUUCUAUCUCUUUCUACAGGAUCCUAAUAUGGUUAAGGAAACUCUAGAAAAACGUCAAACGUUUAUGGAAAAAGUUGGAUUGAGGUGCCAACCUCUGAUUGUGUUGAGUGGACCCUCUCUUAUGCAAUAUACCCAUUGUCAAGUGUCGAUUAAUGGGAUACUCUAUCAUGUCCCUGGACCUCUACAGGCUGUUGACCUGGCUUUUAAAUCAUUCCAGGUUUUAAAUGCCUGGUAUCCUAUUGAAUCUGACCAAUCGUGGCUUUUCAUUCAACAAGAAAUAUUUAAAAUUAAAUGUAAAUCCGACAAAUUUAAUUGCACCUACCUAUCUUCUGUUGCUACUUUCAAAAAGCAUCUGGAGUAGCUACUUUCACUUUAGAACUUGAAAAGUAUCUUGAUUAUUUAUUGGUUUUGUUAUAUAUAGUAAUUUAAUAUUAUAUUUAACAGUUAUAUUUAUUUUCUUUAGUUUCAUUUGGUAUUUGUUAUCAAGUUUGGGUAUUACUUUUCUGUAAUUAGGAAAUACAUAAGUGACAAUGUAUCUCUGUUUGUUUUGUAAUGACCAUCGUCCCUCUGUAAAAGAGCUGUUGUUUCAUUUGCGAACAACACA